Messenger RNA from Penicilliopsis zonata CBS 506.65, 3423 nucleotides. RefSeq lists its product as hypothetical. The transcript is spliced from 3 exons. NCBI's taxonomy places the organism in Eukaryota, Fungi, Ascomycota, Eurotiomycetes, Eurotiales, Aspergillaceae. Bases 1 to 3423 code for a protein of 1140 amino acids. The record is from RefSeq and is a predicted model, not a curated record.
AUGUCUGCGGCGCCCUCGAUAAUGACGGCGGUCGCCGCUCUGCCCUUGGAGGCCGAUUCAUCAGCGCUGUCGCGCGCCGCCAGCUACAACAACCUACCCGACCUACCUGCGACCGAGCCUGGCUCGCCGGGCCUACGACGCACUUUUUCCGAUCAAACGUUUCCCUCCAACCCGGAGGCGCCCUCGCCGUCGAAGGAGACUGUCGCCGCGGGCAAGGACAUCCUCCGGCGGACCUCUUUGCGGGCCAAGAACAAGACGGCGACCGUCGCCGUCUCCCACUUCACCCUCUCCUCCGCCGAAGAUGUGAGCACCAUGGCUAGCGGGUCAUCCCCCGAUCAACCUGCCAACGCGAUCCCAGAAACCAGGGCCCCCGAGCCCGUUGCCCGCCCGACCAAGGCCCGGUCCAUGUCCGGUCGCUUAGCACAUCUAGCCCGGAAGCCCUGGAUCUCUAGCUCCUCAUCCAGGUCGCCCUCCCCCUCGGCCAAGAUCACUAAACGGAGACCCUUCUCCGGAGACGAUCAAUCGCCCACUCGACUCCAGACGCAGUUUCUCGAAAACCCCGUCGAACCGGCCGACGGCACGGACGAAUCGCCUACCCCGGCCCGCAAGCGAACGAUCCUUUACAAACGGCCGCGCCGACCGACACUGGCUGUCAUUGCCCAAGAGAGCAACCCCAGCACUCCUAACAGUCCGACCACAUCCAAUAAUCUGCGGACCAAAAACUCUCUCGAGCGUUUCACCGCCUCGCUCAAUGUCAGUACCCCAGUCCUGCCUCCCAUGCCCAAGGCGGCAGCUGCCACGGCAGCCGCUUUCGCCGGGGGGAUCGAUCCCGUGCGGAAAAAGGACGAGCUCUGGGGGGUGUUUCGAGGUCUCGAGGCCGAUUACCAAAAAUUUCAGACAAAAUCAAGUGCUCUCAAGGCCAAUGUCAUUCGAUCCUCCCUCCUCCCUUUCCUAAGCCGUCAUCAACUCCAUACCUCCUGCAAAUCUCUUAGGCCCGAAGACCUCGACCGUCGAGUGAACAUUCUGAACAAAUGGUGGACCGGGCUGUUGGAGAUGCUGAAUGGCAAGAACAAUCAGUCAAUCUCUGGCACUGACCGGCCGGUCUACCUGGAAGCCGUCGUGGGCAUCAUGACUCGACCGGAGUGGAGGAUCCCAUUUCCUGCCGCUCAGUCGGCAACACAGUCCAACGGUAGCAUGUCCAAUCCGCUCGACCAUACCUCGACCUCGGUCUCCGAGACAUCGGAGGGUUCCUCCGGCUCGGAAUUUCUCAUCGAGUCCAUCCAUCACAAUAUCCGGAACCUGUUCGUCCAGAAUCUGCUGUCGCAGAUGGCCUUUGUGGUGGAACGGAUGUCUAUGCGACACGCGCCAGCCAGCUUGGUAGCCUUCUGCGGGAAAGCAUGCGCAUACGCGUUCUUCUUCUGCCCCGGGGUGGCCGACAUCCUUGUGCGUCUGUGGAAUACGCCAGCAGACAUCUUCCGGCGAAUCCUGUCCGAGUCGGAGGUGCAUAAAAGUAUCAACGCCCGGUCAUUUGCCCAGGAGCUGGCCUUCAACUUUCCCCCGGCAUUGCGCACCCUCUCCUUCCAUUCACACGCCAGUCUAGUCCGCUAUCUGCGCCGGAAACCAGAUGUACCACUGAAUGCCUCGCAGAUCCCCUGGCAAAGCCCCUGGGUAUCGAGGUGGUCGGGUCGUGACACGGACCUCUUCUUCGUUUUCGUCAAGUACAUCCAUAUUCUUUUCGCCGACGCGAUCCCUCCCAGCACUGAAAAAUCGCACCGGAUUCUGGCUCCCGGUCUCCUGCCCGUUCAUAGCCAGCUUCUGGUCGUGCUAGAGGAUACGCUGUACAAGCAGUCGGCAGCCUCACCCUCCGCGGCAGCUUCUGCAGAGAAUUCAUCGCACUCGGUCGCAGCCAUCACUUUCGACGACUUCAUCGAGGGUGCCGAUGCAUCGGUCUCAGCCCUGCCUCUGGGUACAGCCAACAGCCACCGCUCCAUGGCGGAGAACCGACUUGUCAUCCUACUCCGGGAUUUCCUCUCUGAGUCCUCGGUCGAGCCCAACCGCGCACGUUUGUUCUAUGCCGAGUCGUUUUGCAGCGUGAUGAAGGCCGGCGCCCGCAAAACCUCCCUCUUCGACCAUAAUGCCUGCUUCCUCCUAUGUGAUUUCAUCGAGGAAGUCAUCCCCAUCCUCACGCGGUACGCCCAGUCAAUCGAAUCAGAGCUCUUUGAUUGGAAGUUCUGGCUAGUAGUCUGCCGGCAGAUGAUGCAGAGCCACAACUCCCUCACGGAGAUCCGGGUCUUUUCCUUCCUCUUUGGCAUCUGGAACACCUGGGUGGCCACCGAGGAACGCAAGGGCGACGUCUGUCUGGGCGUCCUCCUCGAUGAGCCCUUUUUCUAUCACUACUUUAACCACUGGAGUCCGAUGGUACGGGCUUACUUCCAUCGUCUCUUGUGCUGGCGAGUCGCUCGGUUCAAUGGCGAGCCAACGCCACUUGACACAACCAUCUAUGAAACACUCUCAAACCGUCUCCAGUGUACUUGGGCGUAUUACCUUGCCUUUCAAUCCAAAGCCGGGACCGAGAUGACCGCUCCUCUCUCCUCCGCCCCCUGCACCCCUGCUCCCGGUCGCCGGAUCAUCAUCAUUCGCUGUGAUAACCACCUUCCACCCAAUAAUCUCUUUGUCUCGUUCGAUCGCGUUGUUCCCCCAGGAUCGACUGGCCAGCCACUGGCCGCGAAGAUCAACAGUACUGCCGAUCUGCCAUCGUCGGAAAGCCAACCAUCGUCGCAGAAACGCCGGUGGGGACUUCUCAAGUCCAUGUUCGGAGCGGCCAAGUCUGGAGAGUCCGCCGUGGACGAGCCCGAGACGAAGACUCUUGACCAGACCGUCACGUCAGACCGGUGCUCGGACGGACACGCCCGAUCCCAUAACGGGUCGCUCGAGCAUCUCCGGCCCAAGACGCCGCACCAGCCGUUCUCCUUCCGGUUCUCCCUGGAAUGGAUGGAUCGGCCGCAGUGGCCCAGCAAAAACAAACGUCUCUAUACGCCCUCCCUCCCUGUGGCGGCGCAACUACACGUCCAGCUUCGGUCUCGGCCUCGAUCCUCGGAGACCUCGACAGAGAAAUGCAUCAAGAAACCGACAGAAAAUGUCGAAAACGAGGCAUCCAAGAAUGGAGACGACGACAAGGUCACAGCAACAGAGGUAUCCGCCACCCCUCCUCCCACCGACUCGUCCGUCAGCCUCCCCGAGCUGGCUGUCCCCUUCCCCACGAACCCUCUCGUGGCCAGCAAAUACGCCGGCCGCGCCCUCGCGGAAUGGGCCCAGAUCGUCGCAGAAUGCGACUGCUUCUUCGCGCGUCGCCGCGACGAAGGCGUCCCCUCCGAUCGAAUGGUCGAGACGCCAAUCCUAGGCGUAGAAAGUUUCAGAAAGUAA